GCGUCGUUUACACACGCUCCGCUCUCUCUGUUUUUAGUCUCUUUCGCGUUACAUUACCUGCCAGAUCUUUCUCUCUCCUCACCCUACUCUCCUCUCUGCGAAUCGAAUUCAUCCUAUACUUUCGUUCUGCAUAUACAAACUCAGAUCCAUUCCAUUCACUUUUGAUCAUAUUUUUGAUGGAAAUGGCUUCAAUCUCUUCAAGUCCCCGAACUGUAGAAGAAAUCUUCAAAGAUUAUAGCGGUCGAAGAACUGGCGUAGUUCGUGCUUUGACUUUCGAUGUUGAUGAAUUCUGUGGUCUCUGUGAUCCAGAGAAGGAGAAUUUAAGCCUGUAUGGACAUCCAAAUGAGACUUGGGAAGUCUCUCUUCCAGCAGAGGAAGUUCCUCCAGAGCUUCCAGAGCCAGCAUUAGGAAUUAACUUUGCAAGAGAUGGCAUGGACCGGAAAGAUUGGCUUUCGCUGGUUGCUGUCCAUUGCGAUUGUUGGUUGCUUUCUGUGGCAUUCUAUUUUGGAGCCCGGCUUAACCGCAAUGAAAGGAAACGUCUAUUUAGCUUGAUCAAUGAUCUGCCCACCGUUUUUGAGGUUGUAACAGAGAGAAAGCCUGCAAAAGACAAACCCAGUGCAGAUAGCGGAAGCAAAUCCCGGGGCAGCACAAAGAGAUCAAGUGAUGGGCAGGUGAAAAGCAACCCUAAGUUGGUUGAUGAAAGUUACGAGGAGGAGGAUGAUGAACAUAGUGAAACCCUAUGCGGAAGCUGUGGUGGAAAUUACAGUGCGGAUGAGUUUUGGAUUGGCUGCGACAUCUGUGAGAGGUGGUUCCAUGGAAAGUGUGUGAAGAUAACACCUGCCAAGGCUGAGAGUAUAAAGCAAUACAAGUGCCCAUCUUGCAGCAUAAAGAGGGGUAGGCAGUAGUAGUCACAAAAACCAACGGAAAGGGAUUAAUGGCAUUGAUUUGAUGGCUGACAAAGUAGUAUAGCAAUGUAACGUUUUAAAAGAUUGUAAUAGAAUUGUUGUGAUGUUUAUUUGUAGCAGCAGAUGCUUUCACUGGGGUCGAAGUGUGCCUUCUUCCUGUUGAAUCCUUGUUCUUUUCUUAUAAAUAAAUAAUCUUUUAGUUUGUUGUA
This is a messenger RNA of Cornus florida, 1114 nucleotides long. Its product is annotated as PHD finger protein ALFIN-LIKE 1-like. Gene Ontology annotation, cellular component: nucleus. The record is from RefSeq and is a predicted model, not a curated record. Gene Ontology annotation, biological process: regulation of DNA-templated transcription. Gene Ontology annotation, molecular function: transcription cis-regulatory region binding; histone binding; transcription coregulator activity. The transcript is spliced from 5 exons. Bases 177 to 905 code for a protein of 242 amino acids. NCBI's taxonomy places the organism in Eukaryota, Viridiplantae, Streptophyta, Magnoliopsida, Cornales, Cornaceae.